Molecule: messenger RNA, 7356 nt
Organism: Sphaerodactylus townsendi
Lineage: Eukaryota; Metazoa; Chordata; Lepidosauria; Squamata; Sphaerodactylidae
Product: mucin-17-like
Exons: 6
Coding region: 21-6263 (2080 amino acids)
Source: RefSeq, a predicted model, not a curated record
CUGCUGCAGAGAGCAGCGGCAUGGAGGAAGGCUUCCCUGCGUCCAUGCUCGUGGUCGCUGGGCUCCUGAGAGUAGCAGGUGCUUCCACGAGUGAACCUUGGUCCCGUCACGCGACAGACCCAAGCUCUCUGGAAGGAGGCUGGGGGGCAGCCACAGGCCACCCAGUUCCAAUCAGGGAAGAUGAGGUCUCCCAAGUGACCCUCCAGUUCAACAGUUUCACAUCUGAUUUCCUUAAUGAUGGUACCUCUCACCCGCAUGAAAUCAUUAGAACUGAGGUGGAGCAAAUCUUGAAAGGUGGAGGUCAGCAGCUGACAUUUCCAGACAGACAUCCUAGCAGGGCUCAACUGCCCUUCUUGGAGGGGGCUGUUUUAGGUCACCAGAGCAAAGUUCCCCCCACCAGCAGGGCUCUGAAGAGCAAAAACAUGCUCAGCGCCUUGUCAAGGACCGUAGCAGAAGCUACCAGCCGGACAGAACCUCUGGCUACAUUCCUGCCAAGGGAAGAUGCAACAAAAAAUGUUGGGUAUGAACUCAGCAUAAGUGCCAUGCAACCCCCCUUUGUCCCCACGGAACCAGCAGAGAUAGAUCUCCCUACAACCUUCCACCUAGAACCCUCCAAGAGUGCUGGGCAGAAGAUGAGAAUGGACAUCAGCCCUUCUCUAGCCACAAGCCCUGGGUCCCCUGAUGUGUCCACCUUGGACAAGAACAUGACACAACCACAAGCCCUUCUGGAGGACUCCUUGACUCCUGUUAAGCACGGACUGGGGAAAUCAUCAACGUUUCUCCCCACUGGAAGCCAACGGAGGCUGGUUGAUGGCGGACUAACACUGCAAGGUCCUAGGACUUCUGAGAUUCCCAGGGCUCUUGGGCUCUUGAGGGAGGCACAGGCCAGCUACUUGGUUUCCUCCCAGCAGCAGCCUCUUUCAGAAGAGCCUGUGACCACACAGCAGCCUGACUUUGCUUCCUCUCCUCACGGGGAGGCUGCAGGACACAAAGCAGUUGGCCUGCCAAGAGCUGAGGGCCCUGCACUUCUGACUCCUCCCCAAAGCCACGCUACAUCUUCCCAGUUCCUACUGUCUUCAGAUACUCUUUCUUCAGGGACCCCGCCACAGUCUGCCGUGCCGGGGGAUGCCAGCCAAGGAGACCAGCCCAGGCCUGCUUUUCUAUCUUGGUUUGCCCCGUCCAGCCAACCUGUCUUGUCUGAUGAAGCUGAUAAACGUCUUCAAGAGAGCAUGCACUUCGCUUUGCAACGGGGGAACGGUCUCCAAGUAAGAAUCCAGCCCUCCAGUUUCAAGGUGUCCCAAAUCGCUGCUGCUUUAGGAGAUCCACCAUCUGUGUCCAAAGGGCAAGAAACCACUCCGGAGAUGUCUGUUCCAACCCAAGAACAGCCACAGCUACCCACUUUGAUUGCCACUGUGGAGGGCGAGGCGCAAGGAAUUGCACUCCGCACAUCUCCAUUAGGCGAGGCAACAUCUCCUCAUGCUGAUUCUACAAUGCCACAUGGGGUUGCUUCUUCCCACAUUCAGCCACUGUUGCCAGUCACACCUGGUGCUGCUAGACAUGUCACACAAGCCAUAUCCGAGAUUCUGUUGCCCAGCACAUUUUCCCCGCUGGUCCACGGACUGCGAGCAUCUCUCCGCACAUCUGUUCUGCCUCUUGCCGAGUCAGCUUCCUCUGUGUCAGCAUCUGCUCCUGUUCCCACCCAGCCACCCACACCUGGCCUCUCUGCCUCUGUCAGGCUGGGCACGCAUGCAUCUUUUCACGCUUUGCCGCAACGUGAAUCAGAACACCUGUCAACUGGGACGGCCACUUCUGUUCCCACCGAGCUGCCAGCACGAGGCAGUUCGGCUUCUUCAUACGCUGGGCCUCGCUUGUCAGAUGCAACUGAGCCUACCCCCUCCACACCCCGACCGGCGGGGCUGUCAACUCUUGUGCUCAGCGAACGGCAGGGGAGAGCAUUUGGCGUGAUCCUCCAAACUGAGCAUCAAACAUUCUCUGCUCGUGACAGACCGACAGUUGCAGAGAGAAAUGUUCCUUCGCCUCUGGAGACAGGAGCACCUGCUGCUGGCUUGAAUGUCCCGGCCACGGCUGCCUGUGCCCACCCCACACCAAAUCUGUCAGCAGACGUCUCCAGGCCUUUUUAUGCUAAGACACAACCACUGCCUACUGGAGACUCCACCAAGUUGCAACCAGCCACACCCUACGGGCAUCCUCCUGGCCCACAGGUGCCUGUCUUAGAGGGGACUCUGCCAACACAUUUCAAAUCACAAAAGCCGUGUGAUUCUGCCUCUUCUGUUAAGGAUUCCCACUUUUCGGUCCUGCCAGUUUAUGCCCAGGCCAACCUCAACAAAAAGGAAGCGCCAGCAGAAGGAAGUCUGCCAGUCUCUACCGAGGCAAGCUUUUCCAUUCCUCCUCGUGCCAGAGCCCCAUGGGUCUUGCCUGUUCAUGCCCAGCCACUGCACCACCUGCCUCAUGUAUCUGCCCAGCUUGGGACCACACUCCUUGCCCAUGUUGGGACACAGACGCCAAACACUCCUCCCUCUUCCUCAGUGCAAUUGCUUGGCAAUCUCGGGAUGCAGCCGUCAAGCACGUCCGUCUUUGUCCAGACAGAACUCUGGCCAGAAGCUGUGCCUCUCUCUGCUGAGGCUGCUGCACCAAAUUCAAAAGCCCCAACUCCUGUCCAGCCAUCGCAGCAGCUUCCGGUCACUCUUGUUCUUCCUGGAACGCAUCACACCACUGCGAAAGAGGGGGCAGGGCAGAGCUCUCCCCAAAGCAGCCCCAAAGCAGCCUCAAGGGACAGCCCUCCUUGGCCAGGCGUCUUUGCUGCGAGGGCCCCACAGAGACGAGAGGGCAGAGGUCAGAGAUCAGCUGCUCCCAGUUUGGUCAGUCCGUCUUCCCAAACCAUCCAUCACAAAAAUGUCGAUCUUCCUAUUCCGAGCCCCAUGCGCCUGGCACACCCCUUCCCUGGCUUGGGGACAACUCCCAUGCUGGUGGGAGCUGAGGUUCAGGAUCUCAUGCAAGACUCCCAAGGUUACAUUCGGAACCUCCUCAACCAAUCAGACGUUGCAGUGGAUGGAAACCUGGACUCUGCUGUGGCCAGUAGUUACCUUGGAAUCUCUUCUUCUCUCCAGUCCUUUUCCUUCUUGAUCCAGAGUGCUGAAAACAUGAUCUGUCUGCAGCCUAUGCAAAAUACCACUCCACCGUCUGGAGAACCAAAUGUCACUGGGCUAGGAGUGCCUUCCUUUCCGGGAAUGCUGAUUCCAUCUGCUUUCCUUGGCCUUUCCCACCCAGGUGCUUCGCAUCUGAUACACAUGAGUCCGUCUAGCAUUGUUCUGGUCAAACCUACAUUUGUGUUUCUGCCAGCUGAUGACCCAGAAGACCUUGUGCUACGUUCUGCUGAGGAGAAAAAGGAACACCCUGAUAGGCAUUCGUUCACCAAGGCGGCUGUUCUGCGCUUGGUCGCAAGCGGCUAUGGGCCACGGGCAGAAAGCCAUUCCACCAGCAAACACUCAACAAGGGCAAACGUUCUUCCCACUGAUGGGAAGGGUAGUUCUGAGUCAGUCCUCGGUUCUCUUCCAGAGUUCACCACAGGAGCCAGCGGAGUGACAUCUACCUCUUUGAAAGCCAACUUAUUUCGGGAUGAGCUGAGGCAAGUUGCCACCCCCAGAACGGAGCCCAUAGGGAGCAGGGAUCAAGGAGAAGGGUUCUUGUCAUCUACUCUUGAUCCUUCAAAGUCUGAAACAAAUCAUAGGAUCUCAUUAUCUGUUGAGCACCACGGCCCAGCCAUGCUACCAAUGAUGGCGCCUGUCCAUCAGAGGCACAAAAUGUCCCCAUCCACAAUGAAAGUGCUGAAUUCUCCUCCCAGGGCUACCUCUUUGCACUCUGUGAUGGAACAUUCUGCUUCUCCAAUGCUGGCAAGAAUGUCAAGGUCAGAGCCUCAGCUGAGCACCACUCCAGCGGGCCACGUUGAAGACAGUCAUCCUGGUUCAAUGACUCCCAUCACCUCCAGCAGUAAGAACUUUGAAGAGCCCUUGAGAGCAUCCUCAGCUGGGAACAUGGAUCGGCCAUUAGAGGUAGUCAAACAUCUCACACCUUUGAGGGUUGCGUUGCGUAGCUUCUUAACCUCUAAAGUGUUUCGAAAGCAUCCUUCAGAAAUUCAAUACCCACCCGGCACAGUGUCAGGUUUUCUGACAUUCUCGACUGUGAAAAACCUCACAAAACAUGCAGCUGUCUCUUAUGCCUAUUCAGAAGCAGCCCCUGCACUUCCUCACCCAGCAGAAACGUCUUCGUACUUCAUGGCUUCUGCCUUGGCCAACGUUUCCCAGUCUCAUCGCUCCUCACCCAUCCCCCUGAGGGCAAGUGAGACACCAAGAACAUCAACCUCACCCACUCCGUUCUUGGAAUACAUUCAAGCACACACCACUCUGUCGAAAAAACAACUUGAAGGUAUAAAUCUUCAGGUACGUUCCAGGCCACCUGUCUCUGUGUCUUCUCAGGGGUUUACAAAUUCCUAUUUUGCAACUUCAGCUCUGAAGGACAGUCAAGCUCUCAUUGGAAGAGGCCCUCUGACAAGUACCGAAGAACAGACAAAUGCAAAAAUCAGCGAUCGAGAAACUGGCAAGAAUGUGAGACACCCUGAAACUCACCAUCUAGAAGAAGCAACUCAUUUCAUGCCAACCAUGCUGGGCACUGAUCCUGCUUUCCUGGUUUCCCCGAAGUUCAUCUCAGCCUCAGCAUCCUCAGGGGGCAAUGUGGGAUCUACAGGUUUCCAGAAAGAGAUCCCUAAGUUUCCCCUGACCACCCCUCACCCACUUCCACCGAGUGCUACUCGUAAAGACAUGACUGCUUCACCAAUAGGUGGAACGGCCCCUCCUUUGGAAAUGCCACACUCAGAUCUGCAAAGCCUGAGUGAAAUUGGAGCAAAUGAUCAAGCGAUAUUUUUCUCACCAUUAAUUGCCAAGGAGGAGGUUAUUCAACAUGGCCGAUGGCAGAAGGCAGGAGCUGCUCCUCCAUUUUCUACAUCAUCUCGCCUACAUCCGCAGCCAACAAACAUAGAAGGGGACCAUCAGGACAGAACUCGACUGUUGAAUUAUGGACAGAUACGGGACUCUGGUUCUUUCAUACCUAGAUCAGGUACUACAUUCUCCUCCUUGGGGUCUUCUGCAGUUGCAAAGAUACCAGCCUCCCAAGUCACCACAUUACCUUCAGGGGUUCCAUCUGAUGGCCCUGUGGACAAAGUUCCAAACCAGACAUCUCAUUUACAAAGUUUGCCUCUGGACCUCAGUGAGACAACACGUAGUCUUCACACCCAAGUUCUGCUGACUUUGGAGGGCCUUUUAGAUACAUCAGAAGGUACCGCUGAGGGAGAUUUUGUGCUGGAAACUACCAGCACUGCAGAAUUUGCUGAAUCUUAUUUACACACAGUGGGAGAGCCGGCUACUGUUGUGAUGAAUGCUACCAAAGUGAUGGACAUUACUGAAGAAACAGAAAAAGACCCUCUGGCUGUUUUACAGCAGUCAGGCUCCAAUUCCAGUUUAUUAGAUCGGAAGGUACAUCACCGGAGACCAACACGCUCCGACUUUGUUCUUCUGGAUGGCUUUGCCAUCGUGUCUGAUGAUGCCUGCGGUUCUGGCAACUAUACCACGGAGAUGAACCUCUACCGCACCACAGGCCGGCCACCAUCUCGCACCGAGAGUUUCCUGGCCCGGAUCGUGCUUCAGAGCAACUGCAGCCGUCCCACCCUGAUGGUCCAGUCGUGCUGUGUCACUCACACUGCCUGGCCCAUUGGACCCGAUGCUGCCUGCUGCCUCUUCUCCAGGACCCCGCUGGGAUGCAAAUACAUGCAGCUGCACCAGAACAGCAACCCCCAAGCAGCCAGCCUCACCAUUCAGCCCUUUCAACUGCUCAACUGCUCCAUGGCGUACCUGCACUGUGAACUCAGCGUCUGCCUGAGCAACCACGCCAGCUGUGACCAGAGCUGCUCUGAAGACAGGGAGACCCGCUCCCAGGCAGGCCAGCCCAGUGGCCAGAGCACCUAUCAGACCCUCCACAACCUGAUCUCCUUUGGGCCAAUUCAGAAGGCCCAGCCUGAGUUCCCAUCAGAGGCGGCCGCUGAGUCUGAGCUGGCCAUGCUGUGCCCCGUCCUCCUGGGCUCCUUAGCUGGCGUUGUCAUCUUACUGGGCAUCUCUGUAUUUAUCUGGUUCUAUCAGAGACACAAGAUCAGGAUGGCAGAAAAGCUGGAAGGGGAAGGACUCUGCACCCCUUGAAGCUCAGAACCAGCAGACUCCAGUAGCCGAACCAUCUUGGGAUGAUGGUGCAAAUCAGGAACACGGGGUUGGCUUAGCCUGCAUUGCUUUCUGUCCUGGGGGCAGGGGGCGUGUCCAUCUCUGCUUUGCUCUUUUCCUUCCUUUAUCAUGACAGAGCUGAAAAGCAGCAGGCAUCAAAGGAGAGCAAACAGACGGCUUGUGGCUGCAGAGGAUCAAAAAUUCAGGACUAGAGGCAGGGAAGGAGGGCAUUUUUCAGGCCCUUCGGUGGAGGAAGAUGGGUGGCAUCAUGGAAUGAUGGCUGCAGGCAAGGAUAGAAAUCCUCUUGAGUGUGGAAUAUCUGCAGUGUUUCUCUUCCUAAGAUUGUGUUGGCCUUUUCUGCUGCAGGGUUGUAACUGCUGGCUCAUGUUCAGAUGGGACCAGGUGUGAGGACGGUUUCCGAUUCCUCCACGGAAGUUACAGGAGAGGUGAAAUGAAAAUGAAUGGCACCUUAAAAGACUCACAGAUAUAUUUGUUGCAGAAGCAUCCAAGGGGCAGAGCCCACACUGUCAGAUGCCUGAAGAGUUGGAUGAUAUAUCCAUAUUGAAAUACAUUCCCAAGAUAGUUAGAAAGGAAGAUCUGAAAGGAUGAGAUCAAGGGGUAGUUAAGAGAAAGAGGAGCAGAUGUAGCUUUCUUUUGGUUCCCCUGAGAGUCACAAGCUAGUAACAUGGGAGGUAAAGACUGAGCAUCUUUCUUACCAGCCACUAGGUGGUCUUUGGCCCUCUGAUUUGCCAUACUUCUAUCAUCUGGGUGUCCAGCUUCCAGGCUUGCCCUUGGUUUCCCACCUGGCCAGGUUGGCCUUCUCUGCCCUUUGCGGAUGCUUCUUAACUUGAUUGGUUAUCACGUAGAAAUCUAAUCCAGUGGCUAACAUGACAGCCACUGAGAUCUGCAAUAAAGUUUGAUUCCAUCUCCUUUUUUGGCACUUGGGGCUUUGUUGGAUGGUAGUUUGGGGUUCCCUGCAGAGAAAGGGGAAGGCGCCAAGUUUUUCAUGGUCAUCCCUCAAAGCAGAAGAUACAGCAGAUGUGAGCUGUGGAGCCUGUUUUCUUGGCAACAGAUG